AUGGGAGAAGAAAACCAGUCUUUCACCACAGAUUUCAACCUUCUGGGAGUUACCAGACAACAGGAGCAUGAAAAUUUCUUCUUCAUCCUCUUCCUGUUCAUUUACCCCAUCACAGUGAUUGGAAACAUGCUCAUCAUCCUAGCCAUUCGCUCUGACACUCGCCUUCAUAACCCCAUGUACUUUUUCCUUGCCAACCUCUCCCUUGUUGACAUCUUCUUCUCCUCUGUAACUAUCCCCAAGAUGUUGGCCAACCAUCUCCUGGGUAGCAAAGCCAUCUCCUGGGGAUGUCUGGCACAGAUGUAUUUCAUGAUAGCUUUGGCAAACACAGACAGCUAUAUACUAGCUGCAAUGGCGUAUGACAGAGCUGUGGCCAUCAGCCGCCCACUUCAUUAUGCAACAAUUAUGAGUUCAAGGCCUUGUGUCCUCCUGGUUGUUGGGUCCUGGGUGAUUGGAAAUGCCAAUGCACUUUCCCAUACCCUUCUCACAGCUAGCUUGUCCUUCUGUGGCAACAAAGAUGUGGCCAACUUCUACUGUGACAUUACUCCUUUGCUCCAGCUGUCCUGUUCUGACAUCCGCUUCAAUGUGAAGAUGAUGUACCUUGGGGUGGGGGUUUUCUCCGUGCCACUGCUGUGCAUUGUCAUCUCCUAUGUCCGGGUCUUUUCCACAGUCUUACGGGCUCCAUCCACCAAGGGCUUCCUCAAGGCCUUGUCCACCUGUGACUCUCACCUGACAGUGGUGUCUUUGUAUUACGGGACAGUGAUGGGCAUGUAUUUCCGGCCCUUGAACAGUUACAAUCUGAAGCAUGCAUUGAUAACUGUGAUGUACACAGCAGUGACCCCAAUGCUGAACCCUUUCAUCUACAGCCUGAGGAACCGGGACAUGAAGGCUGCUCUGAGGAAACUCUUCUGUCACAGUGCUUCUUCAUCCCCCAUGUGA
Messenger RNA from Peromyscus leucopus (white-footed mouse), 936 nucleotides. Its product is annotated as olfactory receptor 1A1-like. Gene Ontology annotation, molecular function: olfactory receptor activity; G protein-coupled receptor activity. Lineage: Eukaryota; Metazoa; Chordata; Mammalia; Rodentia; Cricetidae. The record is from RefSeq and is a predicted model, not a curated record. Gene Ontology annotation, cellular component: membrane. Gene Ontology annotation, biological process: G protein-coupled receptor signaling pathway.